AUGGGUAAAUCCCCCUCAGUCACCAGUCUCCCCAGGCUUUCUGCCGACAGUCCCCCUCCCACCGAGGAUGGAACGGUUCUCGAUAUCGCUCAGACCAAGCGUGGUCUCUCCUCACGUCAUGUCCAGUUGAUGGCCAUCGGAGGAUCAAUCGGAACCGGCCUAUUCGUGGGCAUUGGUUCCUACCUCCGUGAUGCAGGCCCUCUAUCCUUAUUCCUGGGUUACCUCUGCUAUGGCAUCCUCUUCAUCUGGCCGACCAAUCUCUGUGUGGGCGAAAUGUGCGCCUACCUGCCGAUCCGAGGAUCAAUCUUUGAGCUCGCCGCGCGCUACAUCGAUCCAGCUUUUGGAUUCGCCAUGGGCUGGGUCUACUUCUACGGCGGUCUCAUGCUUCUCUGCACCGAAUACGCCGCCGUGGCCACCGUCAUGCAAUACUGGACCACCAGCAUCAACCCCGCCGUCUGGGUGGCCAUGGCCAUGAUCGUCUGUUUCCUCCUCAACAUCAUCGCCGUGAAAUACUACGGCGAAACCGAGUUCAUCAUGGCCUCCACCAAGAUCCUCCUCCUCCUCGGCCUCGUCCUCCUCACGUUCAUCACCAUGCUCGGCGGCAAUCCCCAUCACGACCGCUACGGCUUCCGCAACUGGACCCACGGCCUCAUGUUCGAAUACUACACCACCGGCACCACCGGCCGCUUCCUGGGCUGGUUCUCCGUCGUCAUCUACGCCGCCUUCUCCGUCGCCGGCCCCGACCUCCCGGCCCUCGCCGCCGGCGAGAUCGAAAACCCCCGCGUCACCAUCCCCCGCGUCGUCCAAAUGACCUUCUACCGCAUCGUCGGCUUCUACGUGAUCGGUGUCCUUGCCGUCAGCAUCAUCUGUGCCCCCAAUGACCCCCGUCUCCUCGACGCCCUGAACCCCUCCUCCACCGCCGCCGGUUCCGCCGCCUCCCCAUGGGUCAUCGGCAUCGAGAACCUCGGCAUCCACGGCCUCCCGGGCUUCAUCAACCUCCUGAUCCUCCUCGCCGGCUGGUCCUGCGGCAACGCCUACCUCUACAGCGCCAGUCGCACCCUCUACUCCCUCGCCCGUCACCACCAAGCCCCAGCCUUCCUCCUCACCUGCACCUCCGCCGGCGUCCCCAUCUACUGCGUCGGCACUGUCUCCCUCCUCUCCUGCAUUACCUUCCUCGUCGCCGACACUUCCGCCAUCACCGUCUUCUACUGGUUCGUCGACCUCACCACCACCGCCUUCAUCCUCACCUACACCGCCAUGGUCUGUGUCUUUCUCGCCUGGUACCGUGCCCUCCACGCCCAGGGCAUCGACCGGAAGACGUUCCUCCCGUGGGCAUCACCUGGUCAACCGUAUGCCGCGAUCCUAGCGCUGGUGAUUGGUUCCAUCGUGACGUUGUUCAAUGGCUUCACGGUCUUCUCCCCCUUUGAUGUCCAGGGCUUCAUCACGUCAUACUUCGGCCUCGUGUUCUGGGCCGUCAUGUUCACGUUUUGGAAGGUGUGGCAUCGGACCAAGUGGGUGGAUCCCGCCCAGGCGGAUUUGUUCUCGGGUAAGGUGGAGGUGGAUGCCGAGUGUCGGGGGUGGGAGGAUGGGGGGUUUGCCGAGCGGAGGCGGGCGGAGUUGGCGGAGAUGUGUUGGGGUGGAGGUUAG
This is a messenger RNA of Aspergillus ibericus CBS 121593, 1647 nucleotides long. Its product is annotated as putative proline permease. The transcript has 3 exons. The record is from RefSeq and is a predicted model, not a curated record. Gene Ontology annotation, molecular function: amino acid transmembrane transporter activity. Gene Ontology annotation, biological process: amino acid transmembrane transport. Gene Ontology annotation, cellular component: membrane. NCBI's taxonomy places the organism in Eukaryota, Fungi, Ascomycota, Eurotiomycetes, Eurotiales, Aspergillaceae. The coding region runs from base 1 to 1647 and encodes 548 amino acids.